Molecule: messenger RNA, 1167 nt
Organism: Orbilia oligospora ATCC 24927
Lineage: Eukaryota; Fungi; Ascomycota; Orbiliomycetes; Orbiliales; Orbiliaceae
Exons: 1
Coding region: 1-1167 (388 amino acids)
Source: RefSeq, a predicted model, not a curated record
AUGAUAGGAUCAUUCUCUCCUGUUCCUGAAGAAGAGCAAGAAAUCCGGCCAAGUUCUGCACCGCCAGGCCUUGGAAUUGGGUCUCCACGGGCCACGGUGUCCAUGAAUUUCCUAUCCUCGAGUUCGGAACCAGAGGAAAACAGGUCUAUAUCACCGGAUUUUGCUUCAACGUCGACGGAGCCAAACGCUCUAAACCCUGAAGCGUUCGAAUUUAUCCCAAGGCCUUUCUAUCCUGGGGUACCAGAGCUUAAAUCGGGAACUAGGCGUGCACCACCGGUUUACCCGCAAGCUCCCCCAGCAGGGUCUCAACAGUUCGCACCAUCUUAUGGAUUUCUGAUGCAAGCAAUGCCAAUGCAAGGUCCAAUGCAGUCAAUGCCAAUGUCACAAGGUCCAUUGCAUCCGAUGGCAAUGCCGCAAGGUCCAUUGCAUCCGAUGACAAUGCCGCAAGGUCCAAUGCAGCCAAUGGGGAUACCACAAGCUCCAAUGCAGCCAAUGGGGAUGCCACAGGGUCCAAUGCAGCCGAUGGGGAUGCCACAGAUGUCAAUGCCAACACCGCUCUACCAUUAUCAGAACAUGCCGGGCCAGCAGCAAAUGCAUUGGCAGAACUUCGGCCGCCCUGGACAUCUAGGCCCACAUCAACCAGCUGGGCGAUUCAUGCCACCGCCUCCGCCAGCAUUUCACAAUCCUUGGCCAAUACUGAACCAACCACAAGGCUACACCUUGCCCCCGCAACCAACCAGAUACGGGUACCAAGGACCACGCAUGCCACGGGUACCCCAAAGACCCCUAGGGUUUCUGGUACCCCCCGUUUCUCGGGGACUCCCGGCGCCUCUGCCACAACAAGAGCGACCGGCAUUCGAAAACAACCACAGCCAGGAUGAAGGCCCACUACCGGCUCCGGCCACUGUUUCUCCAUCCCAUAUGGCAGCUCCAAAUGUGGAUCAAGGUUGUGUUCAAGAGUCGUCGGCUUUAAAAGCAGGCCUGAUUGUUAGUUCGGCAGCGUCAGAUCCAGAGACCGCUCCCGCUCUAACCCUUUCAACGGCCGUUAUGCCUCCACAGAUGCCUACUGGUGAAAGGCUCACGAACGUCGAUGCCCCCAAGUCACCCGAUGUCGGCACGAUAGACUCGGGUAACUUGCCGGCGAUCAUGGAUCCAGUCUUACAGUAA